Messenger RNA from Patiria miniata (bat star), 1447 nucleotides. RefSeq names its product QRFP-like peptide receptor. The record is from RefSeq and is a predicted model, not a curated record. The transcript has a single exon. Bases 1 to 1155 code for a protein of 384 amino acids. Gene Ontology annotation, molecular function: neuropeptide Y receptor activity. Lineage: Eukaryota; Metazoa; Echinodermata; Asteroidea; Valvatida; Asterinidae. Gene Ontology annotation, cellular component: membrane. Gene Ontology annotation, biological process: neuropeptide signaling pathway.
AUGGAUUCAGAUUACUACUCUUACAACCGUUAUGUUCCUUACAACUUGAUGUUGGAAAACAAGACAUUGGAAGAACUCUUGGCAAGUCUGAACUUCACUUCCCUGGGCGCGUUCAUCGAUGAGUAUGACGUAGAAUUAGAACCCAUCGCCUACGAUCUGUCUACCAAGGCCGAUGCUGGUCUCAUCACAUCCUACACGGUGAUAUUUCUGAUGUCGCUGGUAGGCAACCUCCUUGUGGUGCUUGCGGUUGCGCGAAAGCGCAGCAUGCGCACUGUCAUUAACGCGUUUAUCGUAUCCUUGGCGACUUCUGACCUACUGAUCACCCUGUUCUGCAUCCCGUUUACACUAGUCGAAAUAAUCACAGUAGACUGGGUACUAGGCACGUACAUGUGUAAACUCCUCAAUUACAUCACCAUGGUCGCUGUGGUUUCCAGCGUCCUUACCCUGACCACCAUUGCGAUAGAGCGCCACCACGCGAUCUGUUACCCCCUACGAGCACGCAUCAUUCAGACCCCCAAACGCGCCGCCAUCUUGAUAGCUGGUCUCUGGGUGUUCUCCAUGCUCCUUGUCUCUCCACUGCUCUUUGUUCUGGAAGUGGAGCUGGAAUUAGAUCCUUUCAGUGGCACCACCUACAAGUUCUGUCUGGAAGCCUGGGCCCACCAUGACCAGAAGAAGACCUUCACGCUGCUCCUGGUCUUGUUCCUGUACGUCAUACCCGUCUUCACCAUGACCAUCUUGUACUUACGAGUGGUGCACCGACUGUGGAUACGCAAGGCCAUCUCACCUGUCGAGGCCCCAGGAAGUAUGGCCACCGCCUCGUCCUUACGCAACAAGAGACGAGCCACCAAGAUGCUGAUCGUGGUAGUGAUUCUCUUCGCGGUCUGCUGGCUGCCUUUCCACGUGGUCAGCAUUGUCCGUGAUUUCUCCCACCUGUUAGACAGCGAGCGAAACCGCCUCAUGUUAGCCAUAGUCCAGCUGAUUGGCUUCAGUAACAGCUUCAACAAUCCUAUCGUGUAUGCCUUCCUGAACGAAAAUUUCAAGCGGACCUUUCGGAAGACACUCUGCGUCCGUCCUAAGACGAAACCCGGCAAGAAGAAAGUGAAGAGGUCGACAACUCAUCUGAUAAGCCCGUAUGCUGUACAGACAACCUUGUAACUCAUUGCAAACACUUACACAAUUUCGUCACAGAACAUCACCAUCUGUAAACAUAUUUAGCCGUAUUUAACAUGGUUUCAUGAAGUAAAGAAGGGAAAAAGGCUUAUUAAGUGUACUGGAGUGCCUUAGAAUUCAAGCGAGCAAUGUGACUUCGGGUGGUACCGGACAGGAGAUUCAAAAACAGACUAUUUAAAAAUGUAUGUAAUUGAUAUAAUCCCCAAUGAAGAUUUCGAUAUUCGUUGUUAUCGUGCAUUCAUAAAUACCUAAGAGAGUUUACGCAAUUUCCUAUUGG